Molecule: messenger RNA, 5609 nt
Organism: Amoebophrya sp. A25
Lineage: Eukaryota; Dinophyceae; Syndiniales; Amoebophryaceae
Source: the annotation of a GenBank genome assembly
UAGAAGCACAAGUAGACUAGAAACGUGUAUUAAUAGACAGCGAUCCAGCCCCCGUGUUUUUGGCAGACGACACCAAGUGCAUGCUUCAUGUCAUUCGGUUGAAUCCUGGUCAUCUUCAUGUCAGUCCUUACAUUCGGUUGAUGCUUGUCAGAUCAGAUGGUAAAUCGUUCAUUUGAAGACCACACUGAAGAUCUUUGUAAGCGUAGACAACAGCGGAAGUGUUCGGAAAUCUUCAACGCGACGAGAGAAAAGUGACGAGAGUAGACGACCCAUGAACGAGAACCCCAAAACAUUCAGUUUUUUUGUUUCGCACUGCGUAGUAGCUAGACUUGAAUCGGAUCCACCAUUCUUGAUGUGCGCUAACAUUCGACUGUUACUUAUUUUGUUAACUCCCAUUUCGUUACUGGACCCUAGAUUUUGUUAACACCACGAUCGAGGACGCAGCAAUGUCCUUUUUGGUUAACAUCAAAAGUUGUAGAUCCCUGGCUGAACGUCCUCACACACAAAAAAAUAUUUGGAUCUUCGUUAGUACUAGAAGCUUUUCGCUUAGAAGAAGCGAGGAUUGUCAUUAUGUGGGUUAUAUUAAGUAGUUAGCGGCGCUUUGACUUUGCUAUUAGACAGAAAAUGUAUAAUAUUUAUCAUGAAAUGAAAGUGUAAGUAGAACAGUUCAUGAUCAAUGGUAUCAAAUCGUCACGACCUCUUCAAUUUUCUAGUAUUUUUAGGUCAAGUUUUGAAUUUGAUAAUGUGUGAGGUAGAAAUCGUUGGCGCAGGUCAAGUUUUGGGUUGGUUCAUUUGUAGAUGUACAACGUAAUUUCGUACGUGCCGGACUUCAUUCCCCUGUACAAAAAGGAUAGAUUAAGAUUAUCGUGCCGAUUUUUUUUCCAGAUCAGUUAAUGCUGAUGUUUUCUGUGAGGUAGUAGAACUCUAUUUAGAAAGUUCGUAGUACCAAGCAGGACAACGAGAACGACACCUCUUAAGAAAGACCCUUUUACUUUUUUAUUUUUCCUUAAUUAUUUGUUUCCGAAAAAACAAGUAGCUAGCUAGAUGUCAAUAAUUUUGAAAUUUUGUUGAUUAAUUUUGGUAAAUAGUCGUUUACCAUGUUGUUGUUGUUGUAGAUGUUCAACAUCUACUUGUUUUUUUGAUCUUCAUUCGAUUCCUUGACUAGUUAAUCGCUCCUUGUGACAUUAGAAAGUACUACGUGCUGUUGUCCUAGUACAUGUUCUCUCUGCAACGUUCUAAUUUUCAGAUGAACGUCAUGGAUCCACGUAGCCAAGUUCACUUCAUCUUCUUUUCUUUUGAUGUAUAAUUUCUAGUACCUUGACAGCACAGAGGACUGAACACUAACAAGAAAAAUGAGGCUGCUUGUGCCCUUGCUAGACCCAGCGGGGGAGCCGCUAGUCGAUGUCCUUUUCGACGACUCUGUGCUGAAUAGCACAAAGCCGAUAGCACAAAGCUCUCAAGUACUAGAUGGAGAAAAUGAUGGUCAGGAACAGGAUCGUGCUGCUCAUGUUGGCCAUGAACAAGAGUUGCUUGAAGAAUCGUCUCCCCAUGAAGAGGUAGACGACUCUCCAGGGGGCGGUGCGAGGGAAGCUCCUUCGUUGAGUGGAUUACUCGUUCGACAACUAAGCCACCACGUGUCUCCAACGGUUUCGAAAUCGAGACUAGGCGUUGCAGGGUUCCCUGGUGACGGAGAUGAAGAUCGAGGCGGUACAAGAACACGACCUCAAGUUGUGCUUUUGAGGGAUCAUCCCUCGAAGGCGGGUACUUUGGUAUUCGGUGACGGACAAGGAUACGAAGAAAAGUACGUAAAACUCUCGGCAAAGGGUGCUUUCGGAGUUGGAGACGAACACGAAGAAGAAGACAUUAUAAAGCAGAGUGCUGGUGGUCUGUGUUUGCAUGUUCCUGCAUUGUUUUCUCUUCCCCAGAAUGGGGAUGCGGAGAACCAGCACAUUGAGGACAACACUGAGGAAGUUCAUCCCGAUGAAAUCCGCUUCAAUCUCGACGAUCUAGUCCAAGGCAUCGUCCAAUCCGGACUCAAAGCGCGUUUCCCUGAUUUUCCGGAGGGGACGAAAUUCGCUAAAGAAUGCGUCCGUCUAGUUUCGGAUCAGGGAUGUUUGCUCGAUAGCACGGAGACGGCAUUUGAUGACCUCCCUGCUGCAAUCGGUGGUUCAAGUGCUAGCGGAUACGGUCACUACAAGAGCAACAAGAGUGCGGGCAAAGCGUCGUCGCCACGCGCUGAGAAUAGAGCGUCUUCGUCGAGUAGUAAUUUUGAUUCCGCUUAUUUCAACUGUGCGCUUCCUCUCGACCGUGACGGGACCUGCGACUUCAUUUCGGUGCUUGUGAAGUGGGAGAAGAGUCUGCAUUUCCCUUCCAUGGUCCGCGACUUGCAUAACGCUCUAGUCACCGGGACUUACACGCAACCACCAGAAGAGCAGACAGGGGAUAUGUUCACGCGAAACCGGCAAAGGACGAAUGAUUUGACCAUGAUGAUGAACCUGAAUGCGCCAGCCGCAGCUGGAGCAGUGGGUGGAGGACACGUUUUAGGAGGUGGUGGAGGACCACAAGGUGGUCCAGAAGGUCACGGUCUACUAGGAGGCCCUCCACAGUUCCGACGCGCGGCUGCCCCUCCACCACCUGGAGCGAUCCAGCGACAAACGUACCUCUUGCCAUCUCUAGAGGACUGGCAGAUUGGACUGUUUCAGUCGGCAGCUGAGGACGUGGGACGAUUUGGCAAGACUCCUGGGGACAACAUCUAUGGGUUUUCGCAGUUACUGCAGAUCAUUGAUCGUGUGAAGAGUGCGAACUUUGUGUAUCCACCUAAUAUCAACUUGGUUUUCCAUCAGCAGGAACUUCAGGCUCUUGGAGGGCUUGGCGCCUUCCUGUCCGAAGUAGCGGCAAGAGUAGUGCAGAGUCAGAAAUUGCAGACGAACGAAGUGCGAGAAAUUUGGACGUUUAGGGAAGGGAAGGUAUAUCUACCACGUACUAGUUUGAUAGUUUUCCCUCUUUUAUCUUUUCUCCAGCUGCGUGCACAUGCAGAUACACUACACCCAAGUUUUAGGAAAGGUGCAAGUGAAGCUGAAGCCGUAAAAGAGCUUGCUAAUGAAUAGAAUCAAAUAUCAACUUCAAACACAAACAAACGAUCAUAUUAACAGGUUGCAGCCAGCAACAUCGGGUCUUUAGAGGAGCUACAAGCGAGCACUUCGAGUUCCUUCUUAGACCGCGAGCACGCAGAUCAGGCCAUCGUCUGGAAAACCAACCGUCGGGUGCGCAAAACCACGCCUGUGCAUGAGAUUUUGCGCCAGCUACGCGUUUUUCAAGUGUUUGAGUUGCGGCAUGGGCUCAAAGCCGCAGUUGACGGGGACAAGCUGUCCAUUUGUGAACGGCUCCUGAAGUACUUGGCUUUGCGAGGUGACCUAGUUUUGGCGGUGAGGGAACAGACCUGGCCGAAUCAGAUGCUGACGAACGAAUUGCUAGCCAGACGGGCGCGAGGCACCUGCACGACGAACAGUUCGAGCGAUUUUAACAGCAUGAGCGACUUCAACGCGCGGAAAGUGUUGAUGAGCGAACAAGGCACCGCGAAAGCCACGUCGUCGCGUGGAGGCGGUUCUACACCAGCACUGAAUCGAGUAGGCAGUCGAGAAAGCGGCGCUUUUUCAGCUGGAAAUCUGAUGAAUCAGAAUCUAGUAAGCAACGAUAGUACUAGUAGUGCUACUGGCUUGCCACUACCUUCUCCGGAACGCCCGUUUUUGGAGCGUAAUCGCUCUGAUACGUCGACUGGUCGCGCGCCUAGCGUCGAUGCCGUUCGCGCUGACGAGACCAGCAGCAUAGCAACUCUGAACGCCAUGGGAGCAGGAAGUGGGGGAAGUACGUUUUUAGGAAUGUUGCGGGCUGCGGUGUCUACGGCCGGAUCCACUAGUAGUACGUCUCCGAGUCCCAACAAUUCGCCACAGCUUAGACAAAAAUCUUCUCCUGCUCAGAAACGCACUGCAGGAGAAACAGCGAAACAACAACGGGCUAAUGAGAUUGAGGUUGGCCUCUCCGACGGUUCGACUGUUGAAGAAGAAUUGUGGUGCGUGUACAAACACCUAAUGGGCAACAAACUGGAGUACAGCUGGAUCAGCCUAAGAUGGACCUGUCUCAAACUCCUCUUGACACUCGGAGUGGACGAAGAUGGUAGUUCUUCGGUGGGUGAAAGUAAGACUGCUUCUUCAUCUAAGAGUAAAACUGCGGUGAAUAUUGAAGGUAACUUGUCUGCGGAUUCCACUCCCGCGAUGCACAAGGUGGUGUCGUCGGAAGACAUGAUCAAGAACAAGAAACAAGGACAAGAUGACUACAAGAGAAACAUUAACUUCGCACAACAAGAACCUCGAUUUCAACACCAAGAAGAACUACACCAUCAUCGCGAAUUGCUGUACCGCAAAAUCCGAUCGCUAAUCGUGAAACGGUUCCAAGACCUUCUCCGCUUUGCUCGCUGGAACGAGCGUAAAUUACGAGACUACGACCCCUUCAAUCCGAAGCAGGCGUCAGCAAUUUUCCCUGACGAUUUUGAUGAAUUCCAAUUUCUCUAUGCGUCGGAAAUGCACAGGAAGCACAUGGACGACUUCAAGUUUGCUCCUCCCGCAAGAAACAGCUCGUCUUCGAUCAUGUCUUCGAGUCCUCCUUCAUCUUCAAUAGAAGCAAAUAUGAAUAAUUGGAGUGCUCCUGCGGUCGUGUCUGCUGGUGGCACGAGAAGCAUUUUACCACCGCCGACCAUUAUGGAAGUUGCCAGUAGUAGGGAGUGGAGCAGGGCCGAGAGUGAAUGCUCUCCUCGUGAAUUUGACGCCUUUGAUCAGGGCGAGGACGAAGGUGGACAAGGAGGACAAGCAUCCUCAAAAGUGGAAUUCCAAAUACGGGAACAAAAACAAGAAGCUCUCUCUUCAUCUCUGACCCCGUCUUCAACCUCCUCGUCUGAGGAAGAUGUGCCUAGUUUUGAGACAGGCAUGCUGGCCCCCAUCUCAAGACGAUACUUGAAUCGCAAGAGAAAGAACAAGAGUAGCGAUAGCGCAACAGCAAGAGCUUCAUCUUCUGCACGAAAUAGUACUAAGGAGAAAGAAGACCACAUCAAUGUUGACAAUAGAGAUGCUGGAGGUACUAUAACAAGAGCUAUCUCUUCUCCGUCAAGCAGAAACCGGACUGCCUCACCAGAUGAAUGGGCGGGUGUUGAUGGUGACAAGAUAUCCCAUACCAAUAGUUCGUCCUCGUCAACAUCCUACCUCCUAGAAGCCAAACGGGAAGAAGCAAGUGCAUUGAUCACGCAAUUACAUAGCACACUACGCGCAGAUAUCGUCGGAAUCGCGGCUGAAUUGUUGCAGCCCAGAUGUGAUCAGCAUCAUGUUGUUAUACAUCAUCUGGAUCAACAAGGACAACAAGGACAACCUACUUAUUGUUCCGGUGCCAGCAAUGAUCCAUUCAACGCAAACAAGGAGAUGAAAUCUUCAACUUCGUCGUCUCUGGAAAUGGCGAAAAAGUUAUUCAUACAAGAUAUUCAGCCUAUGAAACAUGAUGAGCAUACUUCUUUAGCAGCACUCAAACUCUACCUCAACUCUUUUGCAUCUUCCCUGAACCCGUGA